AUGUCCAUCGAUCGCCUAGGAAUUAUCACCACCUGCGAGAAUGCGCAUGUGAGUGUAUUGCUAGGAAGUGUCAAUCCGACGACAGUACCAGUACCACUGACUCCUACAGACGCUACGUAUAGCGGGACCAAUUCCGUUUUAGCAGAGCGCCGAGCUUGUGACAUCGACCUCCAUGGAGGUCGAUGUCAUGGAGGUCUAUGUCAAUUGGACCCAGUCGCAAAGGAAGCUCAGUAG
Plasmopara halstedii is the source of this 234-nucleotide messenger RNA. RefSeq lists its product as uncharacterized. The transcript has 2 exons. The record is from RefSeq and is a predicted model, not a curated record. NCBI's taxonomy places the organism in Eukaryota, Oomycota, Peronosporomycetes, Peronosporales, Peronosporaceae. Bases 1 to 234 code for a protein of 77 amino acids.